This is a messenger RNA of Vitis vinifera (wine grape), 1202 nucleotides long. Its product is annotated as probable pectin methylesterase CGR2. The transcript is spliced from 7 exons. The record is from RefSeq and is a predicted model, not a curated record. Gene Ontology annotation, biological process: pectin metabolic process. NCBI's taxonomy places the organism in Eukaryota, Viridiplantae, Streptophyta, Magnoliopsida, Vitales, Vitaceae. Gene Ontology annotation, molecular function: methyltransferase activity. Bases 41 to 970 code for a protein of 309 amino acids.
UCACCGCCGACACGCACAUCCCAGUGGAAUGUGAAUUAUCAUGCGCCACAGUGCCCCGCCAUACAACUCGCUCCUUAUUUCAACUCUCGGCAUCACCCGCUCAACACUCUCCACACGCUCACACCAAUUCCAGAUCCAGAUCCAGCACCCUGUUGGAUCUUCACUCCUCUUCCUCUCAGUCAUGUCAAGGAGACAAGUAAAUCCCUCACGGCGCUUUGUGGACAGUGGAAGCAUUCCAUUUGCAGGAGCCUUACAUUCAAAAUCACGCUCUUCUCCCUUAUUAUCCAUUGGUCUUGUCCUUCUGGGGGCAUUCCUUCUUGUUGCUUAUUCUUAUAGUGGGUCAGGUCUAUUUGGUGGUGACAAGGAAGCUUUUAGUAAGGUUGAAGGUGAUUUUUCAUGCACCUUAGAAGUUCAGAGAGCAAUACCUAUUCUAAAGAAAGCAUAUGGUGACAGCAUGCGCAAAGUUUUGCAUGUGGGCCCUGAUACCUGUUCAGUGGUCUCUAAAUUGUUAAAGGAGGAGGAAACAGAAGCAUGGGGUGUAGAACCAUAUGACAUAGAGGAUGCUGAUGGGAGCUGCAAGAGUCUUGUCCGUAAAAGCAUUGUUCGUGUGGCUGAUAUCAAGUUCCCUAUGCCCUACAGGCCAAAGUCAUUUUCUCUUGUUAUUGUGUCAGAUGCAUUGGAUUACCUUUCUCCAAAGUACUUGAACAAGACUCUUCCUGAUUUGGCAAGGGUGUCCAGUGAUGGUCUUGUUAUUUUUGCAGGUCUUCCUGGUCAACAGAAAGCUAAAGUUGCAGAGUUAUCCAAAUUUGGACGGCCAGCAAAAAUGCGAAGCUCAUCUUGGUGGAUACGGUAUUUUGUUCAGACCAGCUUAGAAGAGAAUGAAGCUGCCAUCAAAAAGUUUGAUCAGGCUGCAGCCAAGAAGUCUUACAAGCCAGCAUGCCAGGUGUUUCACCUCAACUCAUACCAUUGAUUGAUGAAAAGUCAUCAAGUUAAAGUUCUUCACCCUUCGUGGGAGUUCUUGCAACAAAUCCAAAGGAUAGCAAAAACACGGCUUAUGCAGAGUCAAUUUAGUGAACAAGAUAUUCAUCAUAUCAUCCUAUUCUAUGUCCUGAACAUAGUCAAAUAUUUAUUAAUUGAAAUUUGAUGGGAAGCUAGCUCACAUUUUUCUCCUAGUAAAUGCUCAAAAAAUUUGGUAUUCUUGA